AUGGCGCUUUCCUUCGUUCGUCAAGCGUCUCUCGUUGCGCUCCUCGCGACUUCGACCAUCGCUCAAACAUUUACCGAGUGCGAUCCUACCAAAAAAGCAUGCCCCGCAGACCCUGGCUUGCCCCAGAGCAACUACGAAGUCGACUUCACCAAGGGCGCCGAUGAUAGUGCCUGGAAAGUCGCGUCCGGAAAGGUCUCGUACUCGGCCGACGGCGCCCAGUUUGUCCUCGCCAAGCAGGGCGACGCCCCGACUAUCCAGACGUCGUGGUACUUCUUCUUCGGCCGCGCCGAGGUCAUCAUGAAGGCCGCUCCCGGCACCGGCAUCGUCAGCAGCGUCGUCGUCGAGUCCGACGACCUCGACGAGGUCGACUGGGAGUGGCUCGGCGGCAAGGACGCCCAGGUCCAGACAAACUACUUUGGCAAGGGCAACACCACGACCUUCGACCGCGGCGCGUUCCACAACGUCGACGGCACCCAGGACGACUUCCACAACUACACCAUCGACUGGACCCCCGACGCCGUCACCUGGUACAUCAACAGCAACCUCGUCCGCACCCUCAACUUCGCCGACGCCGUCGGCGGCAAGAACUUCCCCCAGACCCCGGCCCGCCUGCGUCUCGGCAUCUGGGCCGGCGGCGACCCGAACAACAGCCCCGGCACCAUCGAAUGGGCCGGUGGCCCGACCGACUACUCAAAGGGCCCCUACACCAUGACCGUCCAGAAGGUCGCCAUCACCAACUCGAACCCGGGCAAGUCCUACACCUACAGCGACCAGACCGGCGACUGGCAGAGCAUCAAGGUCGAGGCCGCCGGCGCCAGCACCGGCGAUGGCACCAGCUCGGGCCAGAACGACACCUCUGCCGCCCCCGCUUCUCCUUCUGCUCCCGUCUCUCCUCCUUCCCCCGCCUCGACCCCGGCGCCCGCCUCCGGAACCAACGCGCCGGCCAACGCCAUCGGGGCGAAGACCAGCGCCAACGCGCCGGCUGCCACCUCUGCCAGCGGAUCCAGCGACUCGGCCAGCGCGAGCUCCCCUGCAAGCGUCAGCGCCGCUGCUGGCAGGAUGCUCGGCGGCUCCGCCGUCAGCGCCGGCCUGGUUGGAAUCGCUCUUGCCGCGUUGGUUGGCCUGCUCUAG
Molecule: messenger RNA, 1131 nt
Organism: Colletotrichum graminicola M1.001
Lineage: Eukaryota; Fungi; Ascomycota; Sordariomycetes; Glomerellales; Glomerellaceae
Product: glycosyl hydrolase family 16
Exons: 2
Coding region: 1-1131 (376 amino acids)
Biological process (GO): carbohydrate metabolic process; fungal-type cell wall organization
Cellular component (GO): fungal-type cell wall
Molecular function (GO): hydrolase activity, hydrolyzing O-glycosyl compounds; glycosyltransferase activity
Source: RefSeq, a predicted model, not a curated record